This is a messenger RNA of Carica papaya (papaya), 1371 nucleotides long. Lineage: Eukaryota; Viridiplantae; Streptophyta; Magnoliopsida; Brassicales; Caricaceae. The record is from RefSeq and is a predicted model, not a curated record.
AUAUGUUUCAACCAUCUGCUGAUUGAUUUAGGGCUUCACGCAGUGAUGGGAUGAACGGUUAUAUAUCUCCUUGCUUUGGCGAUACUCACCCUCCCAUAUUCAGGUCUCCAGUUGCGGGCAUGGAAGAUAUAUUGGCCAAUGAAGUCAUAUGUGUCAUAUAUAGGCUUCCGGAUGCGCAUAAACACAUCACAUAUCCUCCUCCUGGUGUGAUAUUCCCUGAAAAGAUUGUGCAGCUGAGGGAUUUGAAACCUGAACCUGUUCUGUGGCAUGAGGAUUCUGGGAGAAGACCGUGGGAAAGUGGAAGGCAUAAUGCUCCCGAAAGCAUAUCUGGGCGGCAGCUUGGGGAGGCAUCGCAUCGACUCAUUGUUAAUAGCUUACAGAUGAAGGUCGAUCACAACAGAUUUGGCAAUAAUAUCCAUGCUCCACCUGCAUACAAUGUAGCACCUCAUGUCCAAGCACGCUGGUCGAAUUCAAGUUAUGGGUUCCGCAAUCAGGGUCAUAAUGGAAUGGUGCCACCUGGACCGGACCAUUGUGAUUUUGGAACACCACACAGUUCAAAUGCUGUUAUGCGAACUCCUUAUGUCCAUGGUUAUGGUCAACCUCAUAGUUCAUUAGCUGUGCACUCCCAUACAGCAUCUUAUCCUCAAUACCAGAGAAAUGACCGUUCAGCUGGCAAUACUGGCGGAGAGUAUCCAAGGCCUGCUAAUUACCUGCCAGGAUCUCAACAUAAUAGCGGACCAAUGCACUUGCACAGGCCUACACCACAAAUGCCAAGUAAUGUUAUUGACUAUCCUCGUCAGGGUGAUUAUGUUGGCCACCAAAAUUAUGAAUCACCAAGAACUGAUAGUUAUCAGCAAUUAGGAGGUAUGUUGCCUCCACCAGCCAACCAGAGCAGUUCUCGAGGAUAUGGCCACCAUGGGCAGCAGAGGACAGUGAAUAAAAGCAUUCCAAGAGGUUAUGACCAUCAUCAUGAUAGUAAUAAUAGACAACAAAGAGGGAACCAACACCAAAGUGGUAAUCCACGAGACAACCAAUACUCUGUGUUAAGACACAGAAACAAAUAGGUCACUGAUGUCCGCACGGUAAGGUAGCCGAUAAUAGCCAUAUUUUUCUCCUUAUCGUAUGUUGUACCACAUUUGUUUUCAUUGAUUUCCUGGCUUGAGUGUAACCUACGUUUCUGGGUUUCCUUAUUAUUGUUAUUUCUUCCAUUUUAACCCUUUUCCCCAGCAGUGUAAUAAUAUUGUAUUUUCAUCCGUAUCAAAGGCUGUGGCCGCACUGCCCGAGAGAAAUUGUAGGGUCACAGUUUGACUUCUUUGUUUUUUACAUAAAGGUGAAUGGCAUCCAAUAGAAGUAACGAAAAUUCGUAAGGCA